Molecule: messenger RNA, 1862 nt
Organism: Neocloeon triangulifer
Lineage: Eukaryota; Metazoa; Arthropoda; Insecta; Ephemeroptera; Baetidae
Exons: 7
Coding region: 620-1300 (226 amino acids)
Source: RefSeq, a predicted model, not a curated record
AGGACAAAGCAAGGAUGAGCGAGCAGCCGCAGCAGCGAGCAACCGACUGGAAGUCGGCCCGGGACAAGCGCCGAGAUCGGAAGUCCUGUCUGUAUCGUCCGAGCUGGUCACCUGAAAACAUCAAAAUGGACUUUGCUGCCAACACGAGAGGAACAGGAAGAUGAUCCCGACAGCAUCUUAAAAGGUUCUGAACUGUCCCCAACGAUGGCUACGAAUAAGAAAGAAAUUCAAAUCGCCCAAACUUUGAUCAACACUCGGCUUCCUCAAUUACACUGACUGCUGAAACCACGGAAAAGGCAAACGAGCUGAUUUCGGCUCUGAACUCCGCCGAUACCAAGGCCGAAAAAAUAGCUACUAAUGUCCUAUCCAUGAUUCUCAUUGUCUUGGAGCUUUUUAACGAGACGUCUGUAGCCAACGUAAGGCUUGUGUUGGUUCAGCUGGCGGUCGUCGCGAAAUCCAUCACAAGCAUAGUUUUUGAUGACAAUUCCACAGACCAGAAGUGCACAGAGAUCGGUUGUGACCGGAAGGCAACAUUUAAAUCUUCUUGCCACGACAACCCCUAUUGCAGGUUCUGCCUAUUUGGAAAAUCAAUAUUAAUUUGCCCGGUAGCCCUGUGUGGAUGGACAGGAAAAACGGCGUAUCCUUUCAUGGCGAAACAGCCUCUAAAUCAGCAUUCAGCCAUCAGAUGGCAAUAAAGGAGUUGUUGACCCUCUCGGAGAGAGUUUCGACCAUGUGGCACAUGUGGCAAAAACUCUUUUUGACUGUAAUCUUACCCCUCACCCCGAUCUCACCAAAGGUUCUUGAAAAGACGGAAUUACUCUAUGGGGCCUUAUUUAACAAAGAAGUGAGAUCGGCUGCUGGACAGUUGGACGCCUUUGGCUUUAUUGUGCUUAUUUUGAACCUGUACAAGACAAAAAAGGUCAACAGUUACAAGGAUCAGCAGUUACUCCUACUGCAUUUAUCAGAAUUAAGCGACGAGCUCAAUAGCUUUCUCUUUGGCUCAAAGAAAAUGUGCUACAGAUGCCCGACUAAGAGGGAUUUGGGCAAGCGAAUUGCGGUCACGACACUUUUCUGUGUGAUAGCUGCUGCGAGCUUCCAGACAACCGUUGCAACCAAUGCAACUGGAGCGACGGCCAUUUCGUGCAGAUUCAGUAGGUUUUUUUCUUGGCCGCAAAGGGCAGUGCUUACUUUUAAAGUUUUUACAAAUUUUUGUCUCCGCGGCGUCUUUCGCCAGACGGCACACAUUUACCCCCCAAAUUUUUUUGUUUCUGAAGCCACGUCUGUAAACUACACCCGUUGAUUCUCUUCUCGUUUUCCUGCAAACAGCUACACAAUGUAAUUUUGUUCUUCAUUUAUCCAAUCUAUUGUUGAUUGCAUAGUUGGGUGCGAGAAUUUUGCUCUCGCGCUGUCAGUGGCAACAGUGCGCUCGCAUUCGAGCUCGAGAUUUUGAUGUUUGCACUCGCACUCUGUUCUAACGCUCUGCACCUGUUUUCCCAGCAUUUCUAGAAUUUUCCGGGCAUUUUUUUAAAAAAAUUGCAGAAAUUAAUUUAACAACGGUAUCAAUAAAUAAUAAAUUCUUUUUAAUAAAUUUUCUGUGAUAAAUUUGCUUAUAUGUAUUAAACUUAAAAUUUUUGUGAGGAAUUUUGUUAUUUUGUGCUUAAGUUGCAAGUUAUGAUCGCUCGCUGAGCGCAUUUUUGAGCGGAAUGAGUGCAUGUACUCACUGACGGUUGCACUCUCGCUCGGAGUUUGCAAGUCCCUGCACUCGUGCUCUGCCCAAGUAUGGUUGAUUGUAUAUUGGUGUUAUUUUGGUCAUUGAUUAUUAUUCCAAGCAGUAGCUGUCCUUAUAAAUAAAUCAAGAUUGA